This is a messenger RNA of Hemicordylus capensis (graceful crag lizard), 2649 nucleotides long. RefSeq names its product cholinesterase-like. Gene Ontology annotation, molecular function: acetylcholinesterase activity. Gene Ontology annotation, cellular component: plasma membrane. Gene Ontology annotation, biological process: acetylcholine catabolic process; choline metabolic process. The record is from RefSeq and is a predicted model, not a curated record. The transcript has 3 exons. Bases 146 to 1753 code for a protein of 535 amino acids. Lineage: Eukaryota; Metazoa; Chordata; Lepidosauria; Squamata; Cordylidae.
CACACACACACACACGCCAGCUCUCUGGGUAUUAUUUGUAAGCCUCGCUAGCAAUACUAAAGUUUCAGUAUAUCCACCUUUCCCCUGCUGACUGAGCAGUGAGGGACAGAGGAGGGCAGAACUGUAUCAGGAAGCUGCAGCAACUAUGCCUGUUCUCCUCUCUUCAUUCUCAUGCCUCUUCCUCCUCUCCCUCUCGGUUUCCACUUCUGCCUCUGAAGAUGAUGCUGUGGUGGUCACAAGCAGUGGCCCUAUUAAAGGCAAGCACCUCACAGUCGGUUCUGGGUCUGUGACUGCCUUUCUGGGUAUCCCGUAUGCAGAGCCUCCACUGGGGAAACUGCGUUUCCAGAAGCCCCUUCCACAUCAGCCAUGGAGCCAUGUCUUGGAAGCCACUAGCUUUGGCAACUCCUGUUCUCAGAAAAAGCUUAUAGGCCUCCCGGAGAUAGAGAUAUGGACUCCUAAUAACCCACUUGCAGAGGACUGUCUCUUUCUGAACCUCUGGGUGCCCUAUCCAAGACCCUCCACUCCAGCUCCUAUCCUUGUAUGGAUCCAUGGUGGGGGGUUUAUCACGGGCGCAGCUUCACUAGACAUCUACAAUGGAGCAUUCUUAGCUGCUAAUGAGAAUGUCAUUGUGGCCUCCAUGAAUUACCGCUUGGGGGCUCUGGGGUUUCUUUACUUGCCACCGGAUGCCCCAGGAAAUGUGGGCUUGUGGGACCAAUGGCUGGCUCUAAAAUGGGUGAAGGAGAAUGCAGCUGCCUUUGGUGGGGACCCAGAUCAGUUGACUCUCCUUGGCCACAGUGCUGGAGCAGCCUCGGUGGGUUUCCACCUCCUCUCAUCAGCCAGCCAACCUCUUUUUGCCCGGGCUGUGCUUCAGAGUGGAGCUCCCAAUGCCCCCUGGGCUUGGAAGAAACCUGAAGAGGCCAAGGAAGAUGCUCUGAGGUUGAGCAACAGCAUGGGCUGUGCUAACAGUAAUCACAGUGCUAUUGUGAGCUGCCUACAGGGGAAGCAACUUGAGGAGAACACAUUUUAUGUACAGAGUCACAUCAACUCCUUGACUACAGAUGGGGCGUUCCUCCCUGAUGAGCCAUGGAAGCUUCUGGAGCACAUUCAUGCAAAACCACUUCUGACUGGUAUCACUGCUGAUGAAGGGUCUGUCUUCUUUAUGUUCAUUAAUGCCACAGAAGAUUAUGGGACAGAGUCCUGGAAGGCCAUCCUGAUAGGGAUGAUGGAAGAUGCCGUGAAGUCCAAUGGCAAAGCUGUGGUUGAAGCUAUGGCACUGAAGUACAACAACGACAGCAAUGAGGUUGCACGGUACCGUAGAGCUGCAGCCCAGUUUUUUGGAGAUUAUUGGUUUGUAUGCCCAAUGGCCGAAUUUGCUGCCAAGAUGGCAGGGACAAGGAGUCCUGUCUAUGCUUAUACCUUCACUCACCGCUCCAAUAGCUCCACUUGGCCUGAAUGGAUGGGCAUCCCCCAUGGAGCUGAAGUGCCAUAUCUGUUUGGAACCCUGGCACGAAUAAACCAAUCAUACACGGAAGCCGAGGCUGCACUGAGCCGCAGAGUGAUGGGGUACUGGGCCGAGUUUGCAAGAACUGGGAAUCCCACUGGGUCCGCAGCCAGUGAGUUACAGUGGCCCCUCUACAAUGCCACAGAGCAGAACUUCUUCCACAUCAACAUGGAUGCACCCCAGGUCACACAGUUAUCACCUGCCCCACUCUGUGAUUUUCUGGCCACACACCUGAAUGCAACACAUGAAUAGCUGAGAUCUUUCAGGGAAUAACUCAUGUAUGUGAAGGAAGAGAAUCACUCUCACGUUCCUGGAGUUAGUUAUUUACAGUUAACUGGAUCUGGAUUGGAACCUGCAGCUCCUAGAGAUAAAAUAUCUAUAUUGUUGCUUGAUCAAAAUUGGAAUGAAAAUAGAUAUAGAAAUGUGGCACCUGUUCUGUGGAUCCAGGAGAUUACACCCUUAGUCUAAUAUAUGCCAACAUGGAAAAGGAUCUAUUGCUUUAAAAUAAUAAUGAUCAAACAACUCUGGUGGCAUGGCCAUUUCUUUUUCUCUUGGUAGUAUAGCAAAGUUCCUGUAAGAGUGCUGUGGGAAGUGAAAGGUUAAUCAUGGGAGAGUGGUCUUAUAAACCAGAUGAGAGAUGAGUCUGAGAAGAAGUACUCUGUGUCUUCUCUGUGUGUGUUCUGCAAGAUGCCUGAUUGUAUCAAAAGCUCCUGAUGUUGAAUGUAGUGAUUCCUGAAUAUGAUAGAUAAAAUCUCUUUAACCUCUGAAGAAACAAAGAAACAUUCUACUGUGAAGACUGCAGGAACUGGUAGUACACAACAAGUGGAUGUGUUAAUUUUUGGCUCCGUGGCUUUGCGGUUUCACACAUUAUGGAGUAGCAAACUUAGGUUAGGACAUGUACAUGCAACAAGAAGCCCCAGCCAAACCAGUUACAUGUGAAACUGCCUUCUAUGGAGUCAAAGCUUUGGCCCAUUUAGUUCAGUAUUCCCUACCCUGACUGGUGGUAGCUCUCCAGAGUUUCAGGCAAGAGGCUUUCCUAGCCUUGCUGAUGUUUCCUGUCUGUUUUCCCUUGCAAUGAUUUGUUCAUGUCUUUAUGCAUUUGUAGAAAUCCUGUUUGGGAUGUCACAAAAAUAGCUGAUUUAUGUUUU